AUGGCCGUAGAAAAUCGAGGCCGUCAGCCAAAGAAGAUGGAAAGACUUCAUCUGAAAGACAGAAUCACCUUGGCAACGUGUCACCUGGGAACAAUCGAGAUGGAGAUCAAGAAGGAGGAAGACCGAUUACUUAAACUCGUCCAGGAAUUAGGAGAUGCCAGGCUGGAGAGUGAACAAUCAAAGCGGGAACUACUUAAGGAAGAGAAACUUUACAGACAACUCCUCGACUACAGCAAGGCACAGGAAGACACUAAAGCUCUAGAUGCACGAAGUCGGGCAGUCGAGAUCGAGCUCCUAGUCUUGAGACGUCGGAAAUGGAAGACUGACAUGAUGCUGGAUGCGGCCACAGCCGAGGUCAGCCUGCUCGAUCACCGCCUCAAGAAAGAACAAACGCUACAGGAAGAGCAAAAAGAAAGGAGGCUUGGCUCCAAGCGACGUCGUUUUCAACAAACGACUAUCAAGGUCAACGCACUCGCAGCCCUCAUCAUCCUCCAGGUCAUCCUACUCGUCAUGGCAUUGUGGCAUCUGUGAUGGCCCUCGAAAAUUGCAGUAACUGCAUGGGUCCACUGGCAGCUUUCCAUAACACACCCGUUGGCAAUUAAAGUAGGGUAACUUAAAGUAGAAGGAUGAUUCAAAUAGAAACCGACCUGCACAUGCUCCCUUAGGACUGAGCAUGCGUAGAUGGAUUUAUUU
Molecule: messenger RNA, 693 nt
Organism: Lytechinus variegatus (green sea urchin)
Lineage: Eukaryota; Metazoa; Echinodermata; Echinoidea; Temnopleuroida; Toxopneustidae
Exons: 3
Coding region: 1-531 (176 amino acids)
Source: RefSeq, a predicted model, not a curated record